AUGACUGGACUGGGACUAACGGAAGCUGAGAAGCAAGACUUUGAAAAACGCUUAGCAACAGAAAAGGAGCAUUAUCAGUGUCACCAAUGUGAAGUUUGGAAAGACAGUUUGUUGAAAAACAGCCCCAUUGUGAGAUUCAUGGUUGACGAACUUCGCAAAAUAAAUAGGCCAGUAACAAAAGAUGAUUUCAAAUGCUUACCUUGUGAUACAACAAGAGCAGGGGGCUUCUCACCGGUCGAUGGUAUUUUAUUAUGCCAAAACUAUCUAACAAAGUCUAUUCAAGAACGUACAAUGGCGCAUGAAAUGAUACACAUGUAUGAUCAUUAUAAGUUCAAAGUGGAUUGGAGUAACCUAAAGCAUCAAGCGUGCAGUGAACAACAUCAAGCGUGUGUGAAGAGACGGGCAGUUCUAUCAGUGAUGCAAAAUCCAAACUGCAAAAGCAAGGAAGAAGCAGAACGUGCAGUUUCAACUGUAUUUGACAGUUGUUUUGCAGAUACAAGACCCUUUGAUGAAAUCUAUUAA
This is a messenger RNA of Mycotypha africana, 522 nucleotides long. RefSeq names its product peptidase M76. The record is from RefSeq and is a predicted model, not a curated record. Gene Ontology annotation, cellular component: extrinsic component of mitochondrial inner membrane. Gene Ontology annotation, biological process: mitochondrial proton-transporting ATP synthase complex assembly; mitochondrial protein processing. Gene Ontology annotation, molecular function: metalloendopeptidase activity. The transcript has 3 exons. Lineage: Eukaryota; Fungi; Mucoromycota; Mucoromycetes; Mucorales; Mycotyphaceae. Bases 1 to 522 code for a protein of 173 amino acids.